UUUUUUUCUUGCAACAAAUCUGUCUGACUGCCACCAGGACAUAGGAAGCGUGUGCCUGUCAAAGAAAUCAAGUUUACUUUUUCUGACUUGUUAACAGAGGCAGGGUAUAAAUAGAGCUAACUCUGCUCAGACUAUCAGCGUUUCUCUUAAAAUAAGGGGGUAACUUCCUAGGACUUUUAAUCCAAUGAGGUCCAGACCAGACUGCACCGUCAAGCGAGGCAGCGAAGGAGCUUGCUGAAGUCUUUUUCUGCAGCAGUCAGGUGCACUGGGGUUCCUCGAAAAGUUAAGCCUUACCAAACAAAAAGCAACCCCAAGCUAACAAGAACUGACUCCAGCUCGGUCACUGCCAUUGCCCUGGAGAAGUUCUGAGAUGUUGUUGGUGCUGUUCACUCGGUGGAUGUGGAUCUUGCUGGGGAAGAGCAGUGUCCUCUUGCUUCUGGAGGUCUCUCUGAAAGGGAGAGCUCUGCCUCCCAUCCGCUACUCCCACGCUGGGAUAUGCCCCAAUGACAUGAACCCCAACCUGUGGGUAGACGCGCAGAGCACUUGCAAGAGGGAGUGCGAAGCUGAUGUGGAGUGUGAGACCUUUGAGAAGUGCUGCCCCAAUGUCUGUGGAACAAAGAGUUGCGUGGCAGCUCGGUACAUGGAUGUCAAGGGGAAAAAAGGGCCGGUGGGAAUGCCCAAAGAGGCAACCUGUGACCGGUUCAUGUGCAUCCAGCAAGGGUCCGAGUGUGACAUCUGGGAUGGGCAACCCGUCUGCAAGUGCAAGGACAGGUGUGAGAAGGAGCCGAGCUUCACCUGCGCCUCUGAUGGGCUCACCUACUACAACAAGUGCUACAUGGAUGCAGAAGCUUGCAUCAAAGGCAUUACACUGAAUGUAGUCACCUGUAGGUAUCACCUUACCUGGCCAAACACCAGCCCUAUCCCACCAGAAACAACAGCUCGCCCUACUACUGCCUAUUCUGAGACAACAGUCAUUGAUAUCUUGCCGCCUGUGCUGGUGAACAACCCCGUCCAUCAGUCUGUCUACGUGGGAGAGACUGUCAGCUUCCUCUGUGAUGUAACGGGGAGACCCAAGCCAGAAAUCACGUGGGAGAAGCAGGUCGAUGGGAAAGAUAAAGUCAUUAUGAAGCCAAAUCACGUCAGAGGGAACGUUGUGGUCACCAACAUCGCCCAACUCGUCAUCUACAACACCCAGCUGCAGGACGCGGGCAUCUACACCUGCACCGCCAGGAACAGCGGCGGCCUUCUCCAGGCCGACUUCCCUCUGUCCGUCGUCAAAGGAGAACCCACAUCCAAAGAAGCUUCCCAAAACAAGACACAUUUUCCCACCGACGAGUGCCUGAAGCAACCAGACAGUGAAGACUGUGGGGAAGAGCAGACGAGGUGGUACUAUGAUGCAAAGAAAAACAACUGCUUUACUUUCAUCUACGGGAACUGUAACAGCAACUUCAACCACUUCGAGACCUACGAGAACUGUAUGUUAACGUGCAUGAACGGCCCAAUCAACAUCUGCAACCUGCCAGCCCUCCAAGGGCACUGCAAGGCCUACGAGCCACGGUGGGCCUACAACAGCUUGAUGAAGCAGUGCCAGUCCUUCAUUUAUGGUGGGUGUGGAGGCAACGAGAACAACUUUGAGAGCCGGGAGGCCUGUGAAGAGAUGUGCCCCUUCCCGAAGAACACGCACUGCAAAGCUUGCAAACCGCGCCAGAAGCUGGUGACCAGCUUCUGCAAAAGCGACUUUGUCAUCCUGGGCCGUAUCACAGAGCUGACCGAAGACCAGGACUCGGGCCAUGCCCUGGUGACAGUGGAGGAGAUUCUCAAGGAUGAAAAAAUGGGAUUAAAAUUCCUGGGCAAGGAACCGUUAGAAAUCACCCUUUUGAACAUGGACUGGAGCUGCCCAUGCCCCAACAUGACCACGGUGGAUGGCCAGCUCAUCAUCAUGGGAGACGUCCACAACGGCAUGGCUGUCCUACAGCCAGACAGCUUUGUGGGCACCUCCAGCAUCCGGCGCGUGCGGAAGCUGCGUGAAGUCAUCCACAAGAAAACCUGUGAGCUUUUGAAAGAGUUCCUGGGAUUGCAUUAACCUCCUCCCCACGCGGCAGCCUCCCGGGCACGUGUGUCUUACGUAGGGCUAACGAGCGCUAGGCUAGUGCCCAAACUAAACUUAAAGCUGUUUGAAGACGCACCGUAGGAAUUAUGCAGAACCCUUAUUUUAAUCCAUUAAUGAUGCUUAGCAACACUGUAGUGUCUGUAACACUGUAGUAUGGUCUCUGGCAGGCACGAUCCCGCGCUGCGGUCGCUCCGUCCGUAUAGGAGCUGCCAUUUAACUAGCUGACUCACGGCAGUAAUUAGACAGUUUGUACGUAGCUUCCAUCAUGAAUGACGGAAUUCGUAGCAUUUGUUUGGCUAAUUGGUACACAGCUAAGUAAUACACAGUGUCAACUUGAUCUGUCUCAUUUACAGUAUGGAAAUGUUAUGGUAAGUCAUUCUAAGUAAGUCACACUCUUGCCUCCUCAUAGCAGCACUAAUACUUCAAGAGAAAAGCCUGUAAAUUAUUGCCUAUAUUUACAGCUGUUCACAUUUAACCAAUCUGUGCGUUAUGAAUUCCUUUCUCUUAAUUGAAUUCUUCCUAGCAGUUUUCUUUGGAUUGUACCUCGUGUAUUUUUUUGUCUUUGGACUGUACCUCGUAAGCAAUCCUUGCUGGAGAAAAAGCUCCCUUGAUCCCAUGCCCAGGACAACAGGUCCCAGUAGAAGCUCAAGGCACAGUCUCACCCCAAAAUGACUUCCCUGUCAUCAGAACAAGGUCAGCAAACACCCUCACGCCAUUGCACUUCCCUCUUUUUUUUGCUUUAAUCAUUAUAUUGUCUAUCACAAGUGUGAGGCAGAAGGGCAGCAACCUGCUGACAGCUGUCAGGCUUUUAAAAAUCCUUUACAACCGAGACAACGCAGCAAUUUAUUGCUUAUUUGCAUCACAAAGCCUGGUUUUGUAGGUGAGAGAGUAAAUAAGAAAGAGGAGCCAGAGCAAAACUCAAAAUAGCAAAGUGCAAUACACAGCCUGCAGCCUCUGCCACACAGACACCAAGCUGCUGAAGCCAAAGGGACACACAGAGUGGACACCUUGUGAGGGCACUUCCCAAAGUCACCCUUUCAGGGUUGCUGUUGCUUCUUUCAAACCACAGAGCAGCAUCUUCUGCCAGGCCGCUGUGGAUAUGGGAGUGAAUCCCCCUGACAGGCAGCACAGGCUGGGUGUGAGUGUGUGUGUGUGACAACACCUGGAUUGAUCAGUUUAACAUUGGUGUCCAAAGAAAAUGUAACAUUUGCCUAUACAAAAAUCCUUCAAUAAAGAAAAGGCUGAUCCUGGAAAAACAAAUAAACCAAACCCAAACCCCA
Messenger RNA from Colius striatus (speckled mousebird), 3390 nucleotides. RefSeq names its product WAP, follistatin/kazal, immunoglobulin, kunitz and netrin domain containing 2 (gene WFIKKN2). Lineage: Eukaryota; Metazoa; Chordata; Aves; Coliiformes; Coliidae. The record is from RefSeq and is a predicted model, not a curated record. The transcript has 2 exons. Gene Ontology annotation, cellular component: extracellular region. Gene Ontology annotation, biological process: negative regulation of transforming growth factor beta receptor signaling pathway. Gene Ontology annotation, molecular function: transforming growth factor beta binding; receptor antagonist activity; serine-type endopeptidase inhibitor activity. Bases 371 to 2083 code for a protein of 570 amino acids.